CGCGUUCUCUUCAAAAUCAAUCAAAAAGACUUCUCCGUAAUUUCGUCAUCAAUUCAGCUGUCCUUCUCAAGCUCAAACUGACUAUCCUGAUUAAUCUGAUCUGAUCUCUCCUCUUCGUUUUCCGUGAUUUAGCUCCGGUACGAUAGAGCAGGGCAAGCUAGGAAUCAGCCAUCCAUUGCAGUAAAUGGGUGACAACGGAGAAGAGAAAUUGUUAGCCGUGGCUCGCCACAUCGCCAAAACCCUCGGCCGCGACGACUCCAUGACCGACGACAUACUCCACAUCUUCUCCAAGUUCGACGGCCGCUUCUCCCGUGAUAAAUUCUCCUCCUCCUCCUCCGACCCCGAUCCGUCCCGUGUCUAUGCUCCCCCUCUCGACCCUACCCUCCACUCCCUCGACCGCCAGAUCUCCCACUACCUCAGCUCCGACCACCCCAUCUGGUCCGACUCCGCUGACUCCUCAGCGUUCCUUGACGCCGUCGACGAGCUCCUCGCCACCCUCAGGGACUGGGCCCCCGCCGCUGCCGCCGACAAGGCCGUCUUCGCCUCCCUCUCUCGCGCCGACGAGCUGAUGCAGCUUGCCAUGUUCCGCCUGCGGGACGAGUUCCGGACUCUCAUGGAGACCGGCAGCGACUCUGUCGAUCUCGGUCUACCCUACGCCCGCCGCGGCGAUCAUCCGACCUUGGACUCGGAAGAGGAGGAGGAGGAGGAGGAGGACGUGGACGUGGAGGAGCUGGAAGGCGUGGACGACCAUAUCCCAGUGGCACGGCCUGUCACCGACUACGACAUCAUAAUCGAUGCGCUUCCCUCCGGGACAAUCAACGACCUUCACGAGAUCGCAAGGAGGAUGGUGGCCGCAGGCUUUGGCCAGGAGUGUGCGAGCGUCUACAGCAGCUGCCGGAGGGAAUUCUUGGAGGAGAGCAUGUCGAGGUUGGGGCUGCAGAAGCUGAGCAUCGAAGAGGCUCAGAAGAUGUCGUGGCAGGACCUCGAAGAUGAGAUCGAACGGUGGAUUAAGGCCACGAACGUGGCAGUGCGGAUCCUCUUCCCGAGCGAGCGUCGGCUCUGCGACCGCGUCUUCUCUGGCCUUUCUUCGGCAGCUGACUUCUCCUUCAUGGAGGUCUGCCGUGGUUCCAUGGUUCAGCUCCUGAAUUUUGCUGAUGCGGUUUCCAUAGGCUCGCGCUCGCCUGAGCGACUGUUCAAAGUUCUCGAUGUGUUUGAGACCCUUAGGGAUCUGAUGCCUGAACUGGACGCCCUGUUCUCGGAUCAGUUCUGUCUGCUCCUGAGGAACGAGGCAAUCACCAUCUGGAAGAGGCUGGGGGAUGUGGUCAGGGGUAUAUUGAUGGAACUGGAGAAUCUGAUACGCCGGGACCCUGCGAAGGCUGCAGUUCCUGGGGGCGGCCUUCACCCCAUCACCCGAUACGUCAUGAAUUACCUUCGAGCGGCCUGCAGGUCGCGGCAGGCCCUGGAGCAGGUUUUUGAGGAGAGCAUCGUAUCCCCGAAUGAGUACGCGAAGCUGGACGGCCGAGCUGCAACCUCUUCCUUGUCGGUCCAGAUGGCAUGGAUCAUGGAUCUGCUGGAGAGCAAUUUAGAGGCGAAAUCAAAGGUCUAUAGGGAGGCUGCGCUGUGUUCCGUCUUCAUGAUGAACAAUGCCAAGUACAUUGUGCAGAAGGUAAGAGACAGCGAUUUGGGGACUCUUUUAGGUGAAGACUGGAUCCGAAAACAGACGGGCAAAGUCCGGCAGUACCAGCAGAAUUACAUAAGAAGCUCCUGGAACAAGGUUGUAGGGGUGCUGAAGCUAGACAGCAGCUCUCAGGCUCCUAGAUUCGAUGCGGCCUCCAUGAAGGAGAAGCUCAAAUUAUUCAAUGCGGCUUUCGAGGACAUGUGCAAGGUCCAGUCAUCUUGGAUAUUUACGGAUGAGCAGCUGAGAGAGGACUUGAGAAUUUCGGUGAUCAAAUUAGUGGUGCCGUUUUAUCAGGCCUGUGUGUCAAGGCUGCAGAAUGUUGGCGAGAUGAGGAAGCAGUCGACAGUCAAAGGCGUGGAAGAGAUUGAAGUCCGGAUAGGGGAACUGUUUGUAGGCAGAAGUAGUGAAUCGGCUGGUGGCAGGGUAUGAUCCAGAUUGAGAUUGAGAUUCAGAUCCAGAUCCAGAUCCAGUAGGAGGAGGAGGUGAGGAAGGUGGCAUCUCCAAACCCAAGCGGGUUGCUGUGUGUAAUGUAGCUUGAGUUGAGUUGGGUUGGGUUGAGACAGCAUUAUGAAUUUUCUUCUCUCCUAUUAAUGUUGUAAUUUGAAGUAGUAUUUAUUCAAGUGGAAAGUGAUGAUGGAUGGAUGGAGAUGAAUCUGCAGUGCAGUGCAGUGCAGUUCAGUGAGUCAAUAUUAUUUGUUUCAGCAUCGCCAUCUGCCAUCUGUGUAAGUUGAUUGCCUUGGAACGUUGGAUUUGGAAGGGGACUUCCGUUCGUAAUGAAUCGAGUAAAACUGCUUCUUGUCUUGUUGUCUGUUUAA
Punica granatum (pomegranate) is the source of this 2493-nucleotide messenger RNA. NCBI's taxonomy places the organism in Eukaryota, Viridiplantae, Streptophyta, Magnoliopsida, Myrtales, Lythraceae. The record is from RefSeq and is a predicted model, not a curated record.